AUGCAAGUCGCAAAGAUCAGCUGCAUCGUCGUAGUACUGAGGCAAGGCAAGAACAUGCAAUUCUGGAUACUAGUUUUAAACGUUAUGGUCAGAGAUGCCACUCGUUUCCCGAACCGAAACAAACGUAGGAAAUCUGGACUGAGAAGUGAUGAACAAAAGGAAAAUGGUAGAAUAAACUCUAUAUUUACCAAUGAAUCAACAAGUGAAAGUUCUGAUGAAGAGAUCAGCGAGCUUUUCGCUUUGCGAUUUGAAACGUACAAAAAGUGGGCAUCAACUAUUGUAAAGAAGAACUGCAAAGAAAUCAUAGCAGACCACUUCAAAAAUGACUUGAGCAAUGAUUUCACAAUGAUGAUUAAUUGGUUAGCUUUAACAAAUGAGGAGAGCAGAACAAUACUUCUAGAAUCUAGUUGCGCUACAAAAGAGUCCAUGGAACUCGAUGUUGCUUUGGAGAUGUUGAUACGAAUGGGAAUAAUAGACAAACGCACAGGUCCAACAGUCAAAGCGUUUCGCGAACUGGUCGCAGUCCUUUGUGGAGGAGUGCCAGGACAAAUCCCUGAGCUCGACAAAGUUGCAUAUUUCACUGAGAAAAGUCGCUUCGCUGACAACAUUGCAUCCGAAGCAAUUGUAAGAUUUGUGAGAAGUUUCUUCAGCUUUUCAAAUGAUGCACUAUCUUCGAUGAAAAAGGCCGACGCCCCACUUGCAACGGUUCUAGCUGAUCCUGAAGUGAUGCGGAAUGACGAGGCUUCGAAUCAAGCGUUAGUCGAGAAGCACUCUUUCGAGAGUGCUUUUGACGCUGAUUUGGGCGAUGACAUAUACGAAGACGGUGGUUUGGACUUGAUUUGUGAAGAGGAUCCAAUGAAGUCGGACGCACAAACAUCGUUAUUGGCGGAUCCUACUAAUGGAAUAGGGCCAAGCUCUUCCUCAUCAUCGUCAAGAUCACGCUCUACAUCUCCACUGAAGUCGCCUUUGCGAAGACCAAAACGUGAUAUUUACUUAAUUAGAAGUAGAAGGGCAGGACGAGUCGGGACUCAUGUGUUAUUAGAGGAAUGCUUUAUUUGCGGUGAGAGCGGAGAGCUUCUCCAAUGUGGGAAAAAGUAUACCCCAGGAGCGUUUUGUUCAACAAAGUUCCAUAAGAAGUGCAUCGAGUUGUACAAUGCUGCGGAAUACAAUGUUGACUGUGUUCGUAAAAUUGUGGAUGAAACAUUCUGUCCACUGCAUUUCUGUUCUUCUUGUUAUUUAGAACGAUGGAAAACCACUGCAGUUCGAGGGAAGCUGAUUGAGUGCGAUUCAUGUUUUCGAGCCUUUCACGAACAAUGUGCUCCCGCAGGAUAUGAGAGUUAUGAGGACUUCGUGGCAGCAAGAACAAAAGAAGGAACUGCAGUGGAGGUCAGACAAAUGUUCACGCGGUGCCAUGCUCAUUGUGACACUAAAUCUAUACCUCUCGUUCUAAAUGCACGUUCUCACCUACCUUUUUGUUGUGAAUGCGAAAAUAACGGCGAAGAGACGUUAGUGAAGUGUACACAAUGUGUGAGGUCUUUCCACGAAAGCUGUCUGACUCUGAACUGUCGUGAUCUAGACAACGCAAACCAUCACCCGUCCAUGUGUGAAUCAUGCAUUCUUGGUGAAAACCUACGAGUAGGCCAAGCUGUAAUUGCGAGAUUCAGGGCCACCUUUUACGCAGCAACAGUUGUUAGUUUAGCCGAUUAUCCUAAACACUGCGCGAAAAAGGAUAAGUUUGGGACACAUUUGGGCGAACCCGGGUUUGUAUGCGUGAGAUGGGCGGGAUGCAACAAUAUGUUUGCUCUUCUUCCGGCUAGGAAUAUUGUGCCGAUGUUUGGCGGGUCGUAUGGUCUCAUAGGAAGACGAGUGUCAGAGUUACCAUGCCGGGAAGCGUGGCAAAAAAUGGAGGAUGAGCUUUCCAUUACCCGGCCAACAUUCGACUAUGUGCCGGAAAAGUACACAAAAAUCAAGACGUCGGUGUAUCACUCAAGUUGUCCAAAGCCUCGUCUCGAUGCAUGCGAAGAAAGUGACAGUAUGUGUGAUUGUCCUCCCGGUGAGAGUGGCCGUUGUGGCCCGAACUCGAAAUGCACCAACAGGGCCAUUUUGCAGGAGUGCCCUGAGGCUUGUGAGGCAAUCCAAGGUGGAUGUAACAACAGAGGAGUUUCGCGUAAGGAAGUAAAUCCUGCUGUGGAGAUACGUGAAGCCCCAGGAAAAGGGAUGGGAGCAUUUGCAGUGAAAGAUAUUCCAAAAGGUGCUUUCAUAGCUGAGUAUGCUGGGGAAUUGAUCAGUAUUAAAGAGAAGAAUAGGAGAAUAGCUGAAGUUACGGCUCAUCGAAAUGCCGAAGAAAAGCACUAUAUGAUGGCACUGGAUUCUCAGCGGAUUAUUGAUUGCAAAGAAAAAGGGAACGAUGCAAGCCCUAAUUGCAAAGUGGAGACUGUAUAUGUGGUUGUGAGUAGGACUAAACGACCAACUGGUGUCACCGUAAAGUACGACAAGCGUAUAACAAUCUGCACAACUGAGGAUGUACCUGCAGGGACCGAGUUAUGUUUCAACUAUCAAAUGACACAGUACAACAUUGGUUGUCCUCUUCCUGACUGCAAAUGUGGUGCUCCAAACUGUACCGGCACAUUGGGUUCCAUAGCACCUGAAAAGGCGGAGCCAGACGUUUCUCCGAGCAAUACUGGCAAACCUAAGAAAAAGAAGCAGAAACGCAAAGCUAUCUCUUCUCUUGAAUCACCAGAGAAAAAGAAGCCUGGCACACGCAGUCGCCAGUCUACACCUUGCUCCUCCACGCCAUCGUCCUCUGGAAGCCCCCAAAAGGAGCAAAGACUCUCCUUAAAUGGAAGGAGGUCUGGGCCUACUGUUACUUUCAGGAAAGCUUCGUUACCUCCAGAUGUGGAACCAAAUCAAGUCUUGCGAAUGCAAUUUCCUCGUUCAUUUAAUCGAGGGUGCAAAAUAGUUAACGGUUUGAAAGAGUCUACUUUCAAGAACGUGGACGACGCGAAGUUAAAGAGAGCACUUCUGAAUGGAGAGGCACUAGAGAAGAUUUCUGAUAACAGAUCGCCACCGCAUACUGAAAUUCCAAAGACUAUCAAUGGAAUAAAAAAAUCUCGCGGAAUAGUAGCAGAAUUGUCUUCGAUAAACUCAGCUUUGCGAUACGUGAAUGCUUCCUUUCGCCUCUACCUCACUAUGCUCUCCGUUUGGACUUUCUGUCAUAUCACUCAUUAG
This is a messenger RNA of Necator americanus (New World hookworm), 3228 nucleotides long. RefSeq lists its product as uncharacterized. Gene Ontology annotation, cellular component: nucleus. Gene Ontology annotation, molecular function: histone methyltransferase activity; protein binding. The record is from RefSeq and is a predicted model, not a curated record. The transcript is spliced from 31 exons. Lineage: Eukaryota; Metazoa; Nematoda; Chromadorea; Rhabditida; Ancylostomatidae. The coding region runs from base 1 to 3228 and encodes 1075 amino acids.